Molecule: messenger RNA, 1584 nt
Organism: Zingiber officinale
Lineage: Eukaryota; Viridiplantae; Streptophyta; Magnoliopsida; Zingiberales; Zingiberaceae
Exons: 7
Coding region: 96-1445 (449 amino acids)
Source: RefSeq, a predicted model, not a curated record
AUUGAUAAAAGGGGCAACUAUUUUUGCGACGCACGAAUUUUCGACAUCCUCCUCCUUUCCCUUCGUAUUGGGAACUCGGGAAGCCCGGAGCCGCAAUGGCUUCCAUCCCUCAUUCCGCCUGCGCUUUCCCUGCUACCCAGCUCAAGUUUUCGUCGUACCAAACCCAUCUGCUCUUCUUCCGCAGCAGAAGUUCCAAUUCCUUGUGUUCGGCGCAAGCCUCUCCUGCUGACCAAAAUCCUGAACAAGAACAGCCGCCCCCAGAGGCGGUGAAGCUUGCCUUCUCCAAAGCCAAAGCCUACAAGAAAGCCAAAAAGCCUACUCCAACUGUGGAAUCCGACCUCUCCCCUAGACUUAGUGAUACUGAGUUAGCCGAUGAAGCUGCCGCUGAAUCUCCUCCAGAAAUCCCCACCGCAGUUAAGCUCGCGAUGGAGCGAGCUAAGAAAUACAAAAAGAACAAAGCAGGUGCUACAAUGGAGUCUGAUCAAAAAAAGAUGAAACUGCCAGAUUCAAGGAAGGGCAUUGAAGAGAAAAGCACAUCAAAAAAGAGUAAUCUGAAAGUAUCUCGUAUUGAUUUUUUGGGGCUUGAUUUUGCGGAGAAGAAAGCAUAUAGAGGAAUGCCACCUGGCUUGACUCCAACUGUAGAACCACUUGUGGAUGGAGAUUUCCCUGAGGUGGAACUUAUUGUUGGGGAUCCUAGCAAGUUUGAGACUGCCAGGCCAUUAGAAACAGUUAAUCAAGAGAAGAAUGAUGAUAACACAGUAUGUUAUAAGCCCAAGGUUUCUACAUGGGGAGUUUUUCCAAGACCAAACAACAUUUCUAAAACGUUUGGCGGAGGAAGAAAUAUCCAACCUGGUGAGAUGCUUGAAACUUCAGAAAAUAAAGUAGCUAAACAAAAGCACACUCAGGAGCUGUUAGCAGCCUACAAAAGUAAGAUGGGAUUGACAAUUGAUUAUAAAAAAAGAGUCGAGUGUGAGAAGGCUUUGAUGGAAGGCAAUAGAUUCAUGGAUCUCGGAAGGCUACGAGAAGCAUUACCAUUCUAUGAAAAGAUUAUGAAGAAUUUGGUAUUUCAGAGUGAACUUCAUGGACAAGCUGCUUUACAAUGGUCUAUCUGUCAAGAUUCACUUAGUAGGCCAGAAGAUGCUAGAGCAAUGUAUGAGAGGCUUCAAUCUCAUCCAAAUGCUCUAGUGAGGAAGAGGGCAAAGCACUUCGCAUUUAGUUUUCAGGCUAUGGAAGUGAUGAAAGUAUCAAGGUCAUCAGCCUUCCCAAGGGAAACAGGGUACGAGUCAUACUUCGAUGCAUUCGUGGAUGGUAAAGACAAUUAUAUUCACAACAAGGAUGAAGAAGAUGAUAGUGCAGUAAAAGAAGGCCUCCCUUAUAUUUUGUUCCUUUUGUCUCCAAUUGUCUUUAUAUUUUUUCUUGCAGCAAGGAAAGCAUUUGGAUUCUAAGAGAAGUUUCUUGUUGUACAGAUUUGGAGCAUUCUCAUAGGUUCAUCUUUAAGAUCUUUUCGAACAAUACAAGACAUCUGUAACUGAUCUCCAUUCGUAUCUAUUUUAAAUGACAAGACACAAGGUUCAGUUUCCCGAA